Messenger RNA from Chlamydomonas reinhardtii, 4374 nucleotides. RefSeq lists its product as uncharacterized. The record is from RefSeq and is a predicted model, not a curated record. Bases 670 to 3918 code for a protein of 1082 amino acids. The transcript has 10 exons. NCBI's taxonomy places the organism in Eukaryota, Viridiplantae, Chlorophyta, Chlorophyceae, Chlamydomonadales, Chlamydomonadaceae.
AGACUUGACGACCAAUUGCACCUCGUCAAGUGCUCUCACAUUACUGCAUUUACAAAGACAGGGACUACGCAGUAAUUUUCAAUGGACUUUUAGUGUGGCCCAGUUCGCACGAGCACGAUGCUGUCGCGCGCAUCUGCUUCGCUGUUUGCUGCCUGCGGACCCCAAAAUGCCGACAAUUGCUUGACACCUUCACCAAGCUCAUCUUUGCUGCAGCCCGCACGCUCUGCAUUAGCCAGCCGCCUCAAUUCUGCAAGCGGGCGCAGGAGCCCUGCAUUCUUUGUGACGACUGGCCUCAGAAGCCGUGUCAUUCUUGCUAGUUGCUCGUUACGGCAGCCGGGGCCACCCGAGGAUGCCAACAGCGACAGCUCUCCCCACCCGCCAGCCGCUCAGCCCUCGACUCCCCCUGAUGUGCCUGGCGGAACCGCGCGGGCGCGGUCUACACAUCUUGGUGGCACUGGCCUUGGCGAUGGACCGUUGAGCGGACCGGACGCUGUGCCUGCGCCGCAUCAAAGCAGUAGUAACAGUGGCAUCGGCGGCAGCGGGGGCAGCAGUGGCAGCAGCGGGAGGCCUGUGGACAACAGCUCCACGGGAAGCAGUGGGAGUGCGGCUGGGUCAGAGGCCAGCUCGAGCACACCAACCAGUGCUUCGCCUGACUCAGGCCCUCAGACCAUGAGCAGCACUGGAUCUGGGGCUGAAGGGAGCUCGGUAGCUGGCGGCAGUCCGCACCAGGCUGUGCCGCCGGCAGCUGCAGCCGGCCGCCCCUACCUGAACGGCCAUGCGGGCCCAUCAGCUAUGGCACCGGGCGGGGAGGCUGACGGUGCGGCUGCAGAUGACCGGCCGGGGGUGGGUCCCAGCUCGCUGCCGCCGCUGCGCCUGGAUUUCCUGGACCUGUGGGCCAAGAUGCAGAUGCCGCCGCAGGAUGGCCCAGCUUUUGGAGGCAGCGGCUGGCAGCUGGGGCAGCCUCCUGCCUCCACGCCCUCGCCCUCUUCUGCAUCCUCGCCGUCGGCCCGCUCGGGGCCCAGCCCCGCCGGCGGUGGCGCUGACAAGACUGCCGGCCGCUACCCCCGCAGCAGCGGCGGUGGCGCGUCAGGCGGACGCCGGAGGCGUGAGUCAGCCACUCGGAGUCGGGAUGAACGGGCGCGGCAGCUGGUCCUGGCCGCCAAGACGCUGGUGCAGCUGCGUCUGGUGGUGGAGCGCCACCUGCCCGACAUGGGGCCCGGCACAGCCGCACUGGCACUCAGCAGGCUGGCGGGGCUGGCGGCGGCCACACAGCGACUGAGGAGGGCGCAGCAGGAGCCGCAGCUGCCGCAGACACAGUCACAGCAGCAGCCACUGCCCAGCGGCGUUGUGGCAUCAGCGCCAGUGCAGGAGCAGCAGCAGGCGGAUGGCGUGGGGCCGCUGGCAGACCCCUCGGCGGCGGCUGGUGAGGCACCGUCCGCAUCCAUGCCUGGGGCUGCGCCCAGCGCCCCCACCGCGUCCGCCGCGGUGCAGCUGCCACCCGGUACCCUGCAGGUGGAGCUGCCGGCUACGGCCUCCACCAGCGCGGCCACGGGGGCCGCCAUAGGCACAGUGGAUGAAGACGACGACAGCGACAUGGACAAUGUGGAGGGCGGAGCCGUGGGCGUGAAGCCCGGGGGGCGGGCUGCGGCGGACGGCGGCGCCCGUGUGCCCCGCAGCUCACUGCGCCUCAUGCGCCGCAUGCUGUACCACAUCGCGGCCAGUGUCGCACCGGACCUGUACGCAUCCCCACCGCAAGAAGCCGCGGCCGCUACUGCCAGCGCCUCCAUUGCCUCCACCUCCACACGCGACCGCACUGCCACCUCCUCCACCUCCACCUCCACCUCCUCCUACCAUGUCGGCCGCGGUCGCUUCUCGCCGCCCGAGCACCGCGCCAAGCUGGCGGGCAGUGUGCUUGCGGCCAUGGCUCGGGCGGGUCUGCGGCCGGACGCGGAGGACAGCCGGGCGCUGAGCGCAUUGCUGGAGGCGUCCAGGCCCGACCUGUUCCUGGCCACGCCCGCCCAGCUGUGCCGCCUGGCCUCCAGCCUGCCGUUGCUGCGCCUGGCGCCCUCGUCCCGCUGGCUGGACCACUUCGCGGCCGUGUCCCGCUCCAAGAUGUAUGCGGCCAGCCCGCUGCAGCUGGCCGCAUACGUGUGGGCACUGGCAAGACUGGGAUACCACCCAGGCGACCUAUGGUUGUACUCCCUGACUCAACAGCUGUCUCGUGACGGGCGGCUGGCGGCGGCCAGUGCGGGCCAGCUGUGUGAGGUGCUGUGGGCGCUGCACAGACUGGGUUUCAGCCCCGACCCCGAUUGGCGGGCGCAGGCAGCGGAGGCGGUGGCGUUUGUGGCGGCUCGAGAAGUGCGCAGCGUGGGUGGUGGGGGUGGGGGUGCCAGCCGGUCGGGCGGUGCACCAGCGGACAUGGAGGCUGAGGAGGAGUCUAUCCAGGACGGGUCUUGGUCCGCUGUGUCGGGCGACAGCGGCUCUCGUGGCGGCCCCAUGGCGUCAGGGACCCGUCCGGACACCCAUGGCGCUACUGGGGCUGCGACCCAGUGGUCGGCCGCCGGCAGUGCAGGGGGGCUGAGCGGGGGCUUUGGCGGCGGCAACACGGCGGCUGAGAUGUGCUCCCUGCUGCUGUGGGCGGUCCGCACUGGCACUGCACCAGCAUCUGCAGCUAUGGAGGCCUGCCUGGACCGGCUUCAGCCGCACCUGCGGGGCCUGCGCCGUGUGCACCUGCUACGCCUGCUGCUGGCGCUGGCGGAGUCGGGGCACCGGCCGCGGGAGGAGCUCAUGGCGCGAGUGCUGGGCUGCCUGCAGCCCAAGCUGGCCUCCAUGAGCGCCACCCACCUGACCCAGGCGCUGGUGAGCAUCAGCCAGCUGCGCUUCGUGCCGCCGCAGUCCUGGCUCAUGGCCUUCCUGUGCGCCUCACGUGCGCAGCUGCGCCACUACACGCCGGCACACGUCACAGCCACCUACCAGGUGUUUGCUGGCUGGCAGCUGCGGCCUCCCCGCUCCUACCUGGAGGCGCUGCACACCUACAUGGACGGACUGCUGCCGGGAUUCAACGCCAAGGGACUGGCCACGGUGCUCCAAUCUAUGGCUUCCCUGGGCAUCAAGCCGCAGCGGCGCUGGCUGUUGCGCGCUCUGGAGGCGCUGGCGGACUGCGGGGCCAGGGGCAUUGCCGCCGGGUCGGGUGCAGUGCUGGCGGAGCAGUUCCGUAGCGGCCAGCAGCCGGUGCAGCAGGUGGCCGGGGCAGGAGUGGCGGCAGCGGGAGCGGCGCCGCUGGGCGAGGAGGUGGCGGCAACUGCGCCUCGUGCCGGCCUGAGUGCCGCACAGCAGCAGCACCAGCUUCGUCAGCAGCAGCGGGCGGCGCUGGCAACCUCUCUUGUGAUCGCGCUGUGCAGCCUGCGCGGUGUAGUGCAGCUUGAGGCUCAGACACAAGCGCAACAGGAGGCGUCAGACGAGGCGAAGCAGGCGCCGACAGCAACUGCUCAGGAGAGCUUGGAUGCGUCCGAGGUGGCUGCCAGUGUUGCUGCUGCCGCGAACACAGACGGCCCUACCGCUGCUGCCGCCCCCGCCGCCGCCUCACUGCUGCCGUACGAGCUGUGGCCGGGCGUCAAAGCGGUGGCGGACGUGAGCCGCGAGCUGCUGGACGCCAUGAGCGGGCCGCAGCUGGCGCGGUUGGUCAGCGCCUUGGCACGUGUCAACUUCUACCCUGGCCGGGAAUUCCUGGCUGCCCACUCUCGCGCUACUGCACGUGCAGGCGCGCAGCUGCUGCCUGAGGACAAGGAGGCUGUGGCCGGGUGCUACAGCCGCCUGGCCGCACUGGCGCCACUGAUGGCGAGCGAGGCACGCAGGCAGGCAGAGCUGCGACAGGCGCGUACGGCUGUACUGGUAGCGGAUCCAUGGGCAGGUGCAUGAGGUUCUGCUUGGCCGCUUGGGGCCCAGGCUGAACGGCAAUGUGAAGGCACGAAGUCGUGCGAGCUGUCGGUCGUGUGCUGGUGAGCUGGUGCCGUGAGCAGCCUCCUACCAGGUGGCUGAAUGCCGUGGCAGUGUAGGGCGCAGCGAUUGGGUUUGAAUAUUUGCUUUUUUCGGGAGGCAGGGGGAAGAGGGGGGGGGGAAGGGCAAGGGCAGUGGACAGAAUGCAGCCGAGGGGGCGGGGCCACCUUCGUGGUUGCGGCACGUCAAGCGCCACGCAGCAGCGCUACGCAGUCGGUAUCGCGCGUGCGUAGAUGCCUGCUUGACAACCCAUGACAACUGUUAGCAGAAGCAAGGAAGUUUCUGCGCGUACAACUAGUUUUUUAAACAUCAUUGGCUAUCGUGGCGGUCAAAGUUGUGCGCAAUCCAGAGAGCAGACCUGGCCAAAACCAGUCUCUU